Molecule: messenger RNA, 3819 nt
Organism: Urocitellus parryii (Arctic ground squirrel)
Lineage: Eukaryota; Metazoa; Chordata; Mammalia; Rodentia; Sciuridae
Gene: Efcab8
Product: EF-hand calcium binding domain 8
Molecular function (GO): protein binding; calcium ion binding
Source: RefSeq, a predicted model, not a curated record
AUGGGAGUGAGCAUCCACAGGAGGCCAUCUAGCCCAGGUGAAUUCCAGGACAAGAAGGCUCCCACACCCAAGAUAUCAUCCAUCACAUGUGGCCAGAUGCCUGAACACAGGACUCCGCUGUUUUCUGAGCUACACCUGGCCAAGUUAGAGAGAAUGUUUGCGGAGAACAUUGAUUCAAAUGGAGUCCUGGAUCUGGGAGCUUUCACUAAGACCAUGAAGAAGGUUCUGCAGAAUGUGUCAGAUGAGAUGCUGGAGACCCUGUUUUUGAAGGUGGACUCAAAUUGUAAUGGCUUCAUCACCUGGGAGAAAUAUAUGGAUUACAUGAUGCAUGAGUUCCAGGGGCUGGAGUUGAUGAGGAAGAGCCAGUACCGCCUGCUGUUCCAGCUCCCUAUGAGGAUCAUCCCCCUGAAUCAUGGGUGUGAGAUUGUGAAAGUGGAGUUUUUCAUCCAACGAUUCAAGAAGAUUGGGUGUUUCCUGACUAUCACCAAAGAUGGGAUCCUGCAGUUCUGGUCUGAGUCUUUCUCACUGAUUAACUCCUUUAUGCUUAGCCAGUUCCUGCAGCUCCACAGCCAGCAGAUGUGGGUCACAGACAUGGUGUGCCUGCCCAACCUGAACCUCAUUGCAGUUUCAUCUACCGAACUGAAGAUAGAGUUCUUUGAUAUUAGUGACCAUAAAUGUGUCCGGACCUUCACCUUUAUUGAUCUGGACUGCUGUGUCUUGGCCAUGAACUACUGGUCUGACUAUCACAGAGGCGUGUUCUGCUAUGGGGACACCAAGGGCAAUGUAAUUGUCUUCAUCUCUGACAGUGUGACCACCGGACUGUUCAACCCCCACAUCCUCCCCAGACUCUCCAAAUGGGAUCACUGGAUCAAUGUUUCCAUGCCAAAACUCUUAACUGAGAAGUCUGCUGUAUACAGAAGUUACCAGCUGAGGGCUCUCCAUCCCAACUGGUGUCAGAAGGUCAAGUUCAUUUCUGAUCUGAACCUCGUGGUCUCCUGUUCAGCCGUUGAGAAGUCCUCUCUGGUGCUGACAGUGUUGCCAGCCAAAGACCUUGAGAAACCCAGGUUCACAGUGCUGAGUUUAAGAAAAGGAGUUCUUUGCUUUGAUUACUGCUCAGACAGGAACUUCCUGGCGACUGGUGGCUAUGACUCCCACAUCUACCUGUGGAACCCCUUAUUCUYCAAAAAGCCUGUGUGGGUGAUGAAGGGACAUCAGACCUCCGUGAUGCACCUCCUCGUAAACAGCAAGAAUAGCAGCAUCCUCAUCAGCAUCUCCAGGGACAAGAACAUCCGCGUGUGGGACAUGCAGGACUACAUCUGCCUGCAGUCCUUCUGCGGGAAGCUGUUUGCCCUGGGGAACUGCCCCAUCACCAGCGCCUGCUUCCACGAGACCGACAACACCCUCAUCUGCAGCACCUAUUCCAUUGGGAUCUUAAAUGGCUAUUUGGAGUGCCAGCAGCCUGUGAAAACAGGAAAGCUGUCAACUCACAGUGCAGCUGUGUGCAAUGUCCUUUACAGCAAGAUCUUUAAGCAGGUGGUGAGUGGCUGCCUGCAUGGUACCGUGUGCGUGUGGGAGCUGUUCACCGGCACGAAGAUGGUGGAUUUCUCCGUGUCUGCCACGCAUUUUGUGGAGCUGACCUCCAUGGCCCUGGAYGAGUCCGAGCGGUGUCUGCUCACAGGUUUGCGAGAUGGCACCAUGAAGAUGUGGAACUAYAACAGCGGGGAAUGCCUCCUGACCUUUCCCAACCCAGACAAGGUGGAGAUUAGUGGACUUGUCCAUAUGAACAAAGCAUACUACAUGACAGGGUGGAGUAAGAGAAUCACCAAUUUCACGUUCCACAAGACCAAGCCGGUGCUCUUGUGCUACCACUGGCAGACCUUCCACACGGAGGAUGUCCUGAGCAUGGCCAAGUACCAGCACCAGUUCCUCGGCACCUCCUCCUACAAUGGGGACAUCCUCUUCUGGAACGUCAACACAUUGAAGCCCAUCCUGAGAUUCAAUGCAUCCUUCAGCCCCUUGCCCUUGAAGCCCAGGAAGGUGCUAACUGAGGGGUGCCUGGAUGAGAGGCACUCCAACAAACCCUGCAGGAAGCAAAAGAAGUGGGUACACAAGGUGCCCCCAAAGUCCUCCAGGGUGACAACCAAUGCCAGCCUGAGGCGGAAUCUGGUGUCGGCACCCCCUGUGAUGAGCCACUCAUUCUCCCCCUCGCUCCCAAGACACCAGAGAUCCUACAUUCCUGUGCCCUACAAGAUGCUUCUCAGCCUUGAUCGAUCCGGGCUGGCAAGAGACACCUUUACCAAACAGUCAAUGUACAAAGAGGCCCAAAGGAAAAAGGGGGAACUUCAGAAGAAGCUGCUGCUGCAACAGUCCAGAGCCUCCGUGGAAAAGAUCAUCUUCCUGCAGACCAGGCCUCGCCAGCCACACACAGCUGCCAUGCUGAGCAGCUGCAUCGACGGCCACAUCUACGCUUGGUCCCUCCAUGGGAAUGGAGGCCUGCUGGGCAAGUUCCCUGUGGACCUUAAGGAUAAUGGGGAUGUGGUUGUGGGUGCCAUGGCCACUGAUGAAAAUGACUGGAUCCUCAUCACAGGGGAUUGUAAAGGACACAUCAAGAUCUGGGACAUUAAGGAUUACUGCAUACUUAUCCACCAGCAGCCACUGCAUACCAGCGAGAGCAAGAUCCCCAUUGAAACAGAGAACAAGUUCCGGAUCUUAAUUCCUAAACGGUUCCAAAUGAACAUCCCACACUACAUUCCCUUGAAGGAGACGGAGGUUGUGGCUGGCCAGAUCAUUUCCCUGGUUCCCCCCAAGCUCCUGAAUACCUGGAGAGGCCAUUUGGAAAGCAUUGUGGACAUCCUGUACAUAGACACCUUCCAACUGGUCAUCAGCGCUGGCCAGGACCGGGACGUCAAGGCUUGGAAACUCUCUGGUGAUGCCAUUGGGACAUUUGGCCUGAGUGUUUGGAAAAGACUACAGGAAGCCAAAAUGGAUGGUAUUCAUGAACAUAGAGAAAGCGUGGAGGAAAAGUCCGACUCCAUAGGCACCCUCCUCAAGGCCUCCCACCAGGAGCUGCAAGCCCCUAACAGCAGGGAUCUGGCUGAGGCGCUGGUGUACCAACGGCGGGAGCAGGAGGCGCUGAUGUCACUGUUGAGUGGCAGAGCRGAUACAGAGGCGGAGGCUUGGGCCAAGCUGCACAGGAUGGCCCCAAUGUCCCCGUGGGCUGGCGAGCACCCCCUGCAAGACAUCGAAGCCAGCUGGAGUGAGUGGGAGUCCAAGGGCAAGCAGGUGAGCAAAGUGGUGGGGGCAGCGUUUAAGCCCAAGGAACGGUUGCAGAACCCCAAAGUCCUGUUCAGUGGCRUGCAGUACACCUGGAUGAGGCAGCAGAUCUCUCCGCAGAUCUACCAGAACCUGUUCUUCGACGAGCUGACUCCUGUCCAGCCGCCUGACUCCCUGAUACACAGGGUCCUUGACCAGCAGGGCCGGCACAUCUGCUGGGUGGCGCGUGAUCUCGAGCCUCCCAGGGACCAGGUGUUUGUGGACACCACGCCCAUUGCCACCUCCUCCCACACCUCCUCCCUGUCCCCAGCAGCCUCGACCUUCAGGCUGCUGGACUCCAGCUCCUCCCUGCGGCCUCUGUCCUCCACCUCGUGGCCCAGGUCAGCCUCCAUGACCUCCCCCUCAGCCCUGCCCGAGGGGUCCCAGUCCAUCCUGCAGAGGCCAGAGAUCACCAUGGCUGUCGCCUCUUCCCUUCUGCGCCCCCCAAAGCCCCUGGAAGCCCCCGUCGUGUCCUCCCCAAGGAGGAGCUUCCAUGUCAGGUUCUGA